UUGAAUUGGAAUUUGCCAUUUUCCCGAUAUCGAAUGGUACAAUGUACAGUGAGUCGUGUUGACGUACUUUCGUAUUAUAUCUAAUACAAAAUUAUUCUUAAAUAAUUUUCUUCUCACACAACAACUACAUAAAAUAUUGCAGAAAUAAUAUCUAAAAUUUAAAAGUGAAUUUUAGUUGUUCUGUCCGAACACGCAGACAAUUUUGUGAUCGUACGCACUUAAGGUGUAGUCAGUGAUCCAUAAAAGCGCAGUUUAAUUAAAGUUAAAAAAAAUAAUGGCCGAACAAGUUAAACUGUUCACACGCAAGGAGUUGGAGUCCAGGAAGAGCCGCAAGGAUGCGGUACUCAUCAUACACAACGGUGUCUACGAUGUUAGCAAAUUCCUGGAAGAGCACCCUGGUGGCGAGGAGGUGCUACUAGAGAAGGCGGGGCAGGACGCUACCGAGCCCUUCGAAGAUGUCAGCCACAGUUCAGACGCCAGGUCUAUGAUGAACAAGUACAAGAUCGGCGAGUUGGUGGAGGCGGACCGGGACCAGACGAAGCCCGCGUACUCUCCCGACUGGAACGAUCAGGCGCAGGAGCAGGGCAACGCGUGGAGCACGUGGCUGACACCGCUGCUGCUGGGGAUCGCCGCCACCCUCGUGUACCGGUACCUGUUCGCGUAGUGCCGUCGCCUCAUCACCAGUCGCUGUUGCAGUCAUCACCGCCACCAGCACCUCGUCUCCGCUCAGCUGCAG
Molecule: messenger RNA, 736 nt
Organism: Achroia grisella
Lineage: Eukaryota; Metazoa; Arthropoda; Insecta; Lepidoptera; Pyralidae
Product: cytochrome b5-like
Exons: 4
Coding region: 275-664 (129 amino acids)
Cellular component (GO): membrane; intracellular membrane-bounded organelle
Molecular function (GO): heme binding
Source: RefSeq, a predicted model, not a curated record